Messenger RNA from Nerophis lumbriciformis (worm pipefish), 1713 nucleotides. Its product is annotated as heterogeneous nuclear ribonucleoprotein C-like. Gene Ontology annotation, molecular function: RNA binding. The record is from RefSeq and is a predicted model, not a curated record. Lineage: Eukaryota; Metazoa; Chordata; Actinopteri; Syngnathiformes; Syngnathidae. Gene Ontology annotation, cellular component: nucleus.
GCUCGCCCGCACCGCGCCGUCGCGCAAACCCAGCGCCCCCAGCCUCAUAAUGCGCCAUAGCCUCUCCGCUAGCUCGUCUGCUAGAAGAAAGCUAGCUCGCUGCUCACUGGUCGAACGCCUGUGCUCGCCAAAAAGGACGACCUAAGUAUCAAUUUGACAGAUUUUGCCGAAAGCAAAGGCAUUUUGCUCGUAAGGGUCGUGUAAAAAUCGCGAGGGGCGAAGGUGAAGGUCGAGACACCAGCCCAAACUGAGCCCAGCCCAAACUGAGCCCAGCCCCCCCAGUGUCAGACUGACGACUACCCUGCACACAGACGCUAUGGAUCGUUCGCCCACCACCGCCAGCCUCAUGGCCAGCAGCAACGUCACCAACAAAACGGACCUGCGCUCGCUCAACUCACGGGUCUUCAUCGGCAACCUCAACACCUUGAUGGUUACCAAGGCUGACGUGGAGGCCAUCUUCUCCAAGUACGGCAAAAUCGUGGGUUGCUCCGUGCACAAGGGCUACGCUUUUGUGCAGUACGCCAACGAGAGGAACGCCCGCACUGCCGUCACUGGGGAGGAUGGGCGGAUAAUUGUCGGACAAGUGCUUGACAUCAACCUGGCCGGAGAACCCAAACCGCACCGGUCCAAAACCACCAAGCGUUCAGCUGGAGACAUGUACAGCAGUUCUUCCUUCGACCUGGACUACGACUUCCAGAGAGACUACUAUGACAAAAUGUACUCGUACCCGUCCCGCGUCCCCGCACCUCCACCGCCCCUGUCUCGCGCCGUCAUCCCGUCCAAGCGCCCGCGGGUCAGCCUUAGCGGCGGUGGGAGCAGCCGGCGGACCAAGAGCAGCUUCUCCUCGUCCUCCAAGAGCAGCCAGAGGGCCUACUCGUCCAGAAGUAUCAAAGUGGACGAUCUGCAGACCAUAAAGCGCGAGUUGACUCAGAUUAAAAGCAAGGUGGACGACCUUCUGGAUAGCCUGGAGCGCAUGGAGAAGGACCACAGCAAGAAGUCAGACAAGAAUAUAAAGCCGGAGCCCGGAGAAGUGACUUCUCCCCCUCACUCGAGCAGCAAGAAAGACGAGGCCAUAAAGAGGGACAGGGAAACCCCGGACCUCAACGACUCGGAUGAGGAUGAUGAGGAUGAUGACGACGACGAAGAGGAGGGAGACCUGCUGGAGGAAGAUGAAGAUGAGGUGAAGAGCCAAGGCGAGGAAGAGGAGGAGGAGGAAGGUGAGCACGUGGACGGAGACGAUGAUGCCGACAGCAUCAAUGGUGAAGAUGACUCAUAGGUCCCGCCCCCAUCGCCGCUCUUAGUAGGACUUCAGUUUUAAUAUUCAUAGUGUAGAUACAAAGAGGAGAAAAAAAACACUGCAGACGUGCACGGAAACCAGCAUGGCGCGCGCACAAAAAAACACACACACACAAAGAGUUAUCAAAGCGUUAUUCGUGGCCGGUUGCACCGCUGUGACAGGAAUAACUUGCUAUAGACUCUUUUAACGCGUCUCAACUGACAGCUGGACAGACUCUACUUGUGCAGUUUGUUGUUCUUUUGUUUGCGUUUUUUUAGCUAGUAGCCCACGUCCCUAUUCCUAUGCCCCCCAGCCCAACAGCUUCUGUCAUCCUUCAGUUGCUUUGAAACCUUGUGUAUGUCGUUAUUUUUUUAUAUAUACUAUUCCCCUUCUGUUUUACUGUAAAGGAAUAAAUUGCAAUAAAAUAUUGAAAUGAA